Drosophila melanogaster (fruit fly) is the source of this 6261-nucleotide messenger RNA. RefSeq names its product remoulade (gene Remo). The coding region runs from base 313 to 5706 and encodes 1797 amino acids. Gene Ontology annotation, cellular component: membrane. The record is from RefSeq and is marked reviewed. Gene Ontology annotation, molecular function: G protein-coupled receptor activity; transmembrane signaling receptor activity. Lineage: Eukaryota; Metazoa; Arthropoda; Insecta; Diptera; Drosophilidae. The transcript has 3 exons. Gene Ontology annotation, biological process: cell surface receptor signaling pathway; G protein-coupled receptor signaling pathway.
UAUCUAUCGAUAGUUCGACGGUCACAUUUAGCGUACCACUUUUUUGUAUAAACUAAAAAAAAAAGCGCAGUGUAUUAUUGUUGUUGCUUAUAAUGCGUUUGCUUAAAUCGAAAAUUGUUAAUUAAAUGUGCGCUUCCUGCGCCCGGCAUGUAAUCACUCGCAUCGAUCCAAAUGGGCGGCCAAACGAAAGAGGGGCGUGGAGAUCGCCCCCCUUCUCCUUUUCAUUCUCCACCUUCAUCGUCCAGCAAUCCACCGCUGCCCCUCCCCCUUCUCGGAUUACUGCUGCUCUUGUUGUUGUUCUUCCCAAAUCUGAUGCCGACAGCGACGGCGACGUCGACCGCAGCAGAGGGGGGCCAGGCGGUGCAAGUGCAAACGCAUCAAGAUACGGAGCUCCCCCAAAAUCCCGAAACGGGCAUUGCGACGGGACAAGGAACAGCGUCAUCGUGCCCACGAAAAUGCAGCUGCCGGAGCACAGCGGAAAACAUACACAGCCUUAAGAUUCGCUGCGAUGAGCAGCAGAUAACCAACUGGCGGGAGUUGGACUUUGGAGAGGAUGUGACCAGUAUUGUCAGCAUCAAUGCCAGCAAGAAUUCAAUUGCACUGAUAACCGCCGAGGAUUUUCGAAACUUUACGGAACUCAAGCGUCUGGAUUUGUCGUUCAAUCUGCUCACCGAACUGGACAAAGACACCUUCGGGGAUAGUCUGGCGCAUUUGGAGAAGCUGAAGCUGGCCGGCAAUGCCAUUAGCCACAUCUAUGAGGGCACCUUUGACCAAAUGCCCAAGCUUAAGUUGCUCGACCUGUCUGGAAAUCCCUUGGCCUGCGAUUGCGGAUUAAUUUGGUUGAUCGCCUGGUCGAGCAGUCGUGAAGUGCGUCUACAGCCGCCACCAAAAUGCGAAUCGCCGGGCAACUUUCGUGGUAUGCCGCUAAAGAAACUGCGCGUGGGAAAGGAUUUCCAUUGUGAGACGCUGCUGCAACCGUUGCUCGAGCUAAUUCCCAGCCAGAAUCAGGUGGCCUUUGAGGGCGAUGAGCUGCAGCUCAAGUGCCACGCCCCACGCGUUGCCAUUGGUGUGCCCAGGGAGAGCGAGGAUCUGCCGACAAAGGCCUAUGUGUUCUGGGGUUGGUCCGAGAAGAUACGAGCCAAAAACUCCACGGAGGAUAUUAUUUAUCAGGAUCCCACCAAAGUCUUCGGCGAUGUGAAUCUAGAGACUCGCCAUUCCACGGACUCGGGCAUACUGCAAUCGAUACUGCGCAUUGCCAGCCUAACCCAGAAUCACACAGGCAUGUGGGAUUGUACGCUGCGCAGCCAGCAGGCGAAUCUAUCGCAGGCCAUCGUUCUGCAUGUGGUAGCCAAGGGGACGCUGUACUGUGAAGCUCGCGUGGUGCACACGAACAAGGGCACCUACCACUGGCCCAGGACGAUGCGAGGCGAGACUGUGCUGCAGGAGUGCGUGGAGGAGCCCAGCGAUGCCACACAAGCCCGCCGAGCUUCGCAUGAGUGCGGACCAUCGGGUGAGUGGCUAAAUUUGGAUACGGAAAGUUGUGUGUACGUCAGCGAGACGACACGCAUACUGGAGCAGUUCGCCAAGGUGAAUCUUACGCUGACUAAGGGUCAGAAUGCGCUGGAGAUUGCACGACGUUUGCACAACUUUACGCAAGCGCAGACGCAGCUGAAUCGCAUACGAGAUCCCAUGGAUUUGGAGUACAUUGCACGCACGUUGGUCAAGUACUUGGAUCAACUGGAGCAGCCGCAGCAACAGCAAGAGAUAAGUCACCUGCUGAUGGACAUAGUUUCGCAAUUGCUUAACCUGCCCGCUCAUCUCUUUCGAGCCGCACAAUCCGAGCAGGGAACUGGGCAGCGGCUGCUCCACGUGGUGGAAUCCUCGGCCAUGCGCCUGGCCUUGGCCAGCACACAGGCGGAACCGUUGCCCGCAGAGAUGAUACCCUGGCGAGGAUCGCUUGCCCAGCAGCGUAACCUAUUCGUCGAGUUCUUUAACAUCAGUUUGGAUGCCUUCGUUAGCCUGUCAUGCGUUUGGUUGGAGCAAAGUCCUCGAGGCUUCCAAUGCAACAGUGCCAACGAUACGAUACCCAUGUACGAGCAUGGCGAUAUCGAUGCCGCAAUCCAGCUGCCAUACAGCGUGAUUGGCAAUAGCUCAACCACUUUGCCGGCUACAACGACAAUCCGAAGUCUCCGCUUGAUGAUCUCGCUACACAGGAAUGGCAAAUUGUUGCCAAAUCUGCGAGGAAGCCACAAUGAAUCCCUGUCUUCUGCCAUCAUAGGAAUACUGGCGUACAGCAGCGAUGGUGAGGCGCUGCAGUUUCGGGCCGAUAACGAGCUAGAUCCGGAAGAGGAUGUGUACCAGCAAAGGGUUACAGUGAUGCUGAGAGCUCAUCCGUAUCACAAUCCACUGAGUGCGCCUCAACCCGCCUGGUGGGAUGCGGAUGAGCAGCGCUGGGAGACGAGCGUUUGCCAACAGCACUACCAGCAUCGCACUCUGGUCAUGUUCAGUUGCAGUCGCACCGGAUACUAUGGCCUGCUGCAGCGCAGCCAGUAUUUGAAUGAUUUCCGUAGCGAGGAGUCGGGCGCACGUUUCCGACAUCCACCGGCUGCUGUGUACGCCGGUUGCGGUCUACUCUUCGCCUGCUGCGCCUUCAAUGCGGUGACCUUUGCUGUUUUCGGCCGAGCAGUGCGAAUCAACAGAGUGCAGCGGCAUGCUCUGGUCAACACCUGGUUGGCCCUGGGUGCACUGGCGCUGGCCUUCUCGUUGGGCAUCUAUCAAACGGCCAGUCAGCCGCAGUGCCGUCUAUUGGGAUUGCUGAUGCACUAUCUCGGACUGUGCGUACUACUGUGGGUUUGUGUCAGCCUGAGUAGCAUGUACAAGCGAUUGACCAAGACGACAACAUCCGGUCAGGGACAAUGUCCGGGUCAGGAUAUGGAACCGCAGCGGGAGCGAGAGCGAAAACCCAUUCUCGGCAUCUAUCUGGUGGGCUGGGGCAUUGCGCUGCUCAUCUGCGGCAUUAGCAGUGCUGUUAAUCUGGCGGAGUACGCAACCUAUGACUAUUGUUUCCUGCACAGUUCCACCACACUGAAUGCACUACUUGUGCCAGCCGUCAUUCUUGUCAUUUUCUGCGGCAUUUUGGCAUUGUGCAUCUAUUACCAGCUGAGUCAGCAGGCGGUGAAUGUGUUGCAACUGCAAAUGCAACAUCAGCAGAAUCGUCAGUAUUCGGACAACAAUACGCAGGCAACGGAGCACAUCGAUCUGGAUUGGCUGGAUGCGAAUGGUAGUGCCACCACAGCGGCGAUUGGAGGCGGCUCUGGCAAUCAUGGUGGUCGCAAGGAGCAGGAUCACAUGCAGGAGCAGUACAGCACGCUGAGCAAUCCAUUGAGCAGCAUUGUAGACGAUUUCGAACGCUCGAACUUAUCGCAUUUGCGUGGUCACUUCAUUUUUCUGGUUCUGUAUGCCGGCGCCUGGUUGUCCGCCGCUGCCUACGUGAAUGGUGGUCAGGAGCUCUAUGUGCUAUCAUUCGCCGGCUGCUGUUCUGUUUUGGGCAUUUUCCUGCUAAUCUUCUACAACCUGAGCAGAAACGAUGCGCGCCAAGCUUGGUCGCAGGGCAGAGAUGGACGCAGCAUACCCGCCAAACUGGUGACCUACAACAAUGGCAGCCAGGCGAGGGGUGCACACCCAUCGAGUAUGAUGCCUGGACCAGGAACGGCAAUGAUUAGCAACUCCAUUGUGGCCUAUAAGGCGAAUCCGGGACCCGGCAGCUUGUACGAGGCCAACAAUUCGGCGGGCUCGCGUUCGAAUAGCCAGUGUUCGAGAAGCAUGCGCAGCCAGACUAGGAGUCAAACGAGGAGUCAGCAGGAGCAGCUGCUUCAGGCCAACGGAGCAGGUGGCGUUACUAUAAUCAACAAUACCAGCGGUCAGCCAGGAGCAGGCGGUGGUCCAGCGGCUGGCGGAGUUUCUGGCUCAACCGGUGGAGCACCGGUGCCACCGCACAGUCUGAACGCUCUGCUCCAUGGCUCCAGUCACGAUCUCAUACCUUCGGCGGAGAUCUUCUACAAUCCCAACCAGAUUAACGUGGCCCGAAAGUUCUUCAAGAAGCAGAAGCGCCUGGCCAAGCGGAACAACUUCGAGCUGCAGCGCCAGACAAUGCCGCAGAUGCAGCUCCAGAUGCAAAUGCAAAUGCAGCUCCACAGCCAGCACAGCCUGAGCGAUGCCAGUUCGGAGCAGCUGUACAGUAGGCACCACAAUGCGAUGACAAUGCUGGCCGGCGGCAGCAAGAUAAAUAACACCAAUCUGCACUACAAGAAUCAGGGCUCACCGAUGGCUGGAGCUCCCAAGGAACACGGCAACAUGGGUGCUAUGAGUUCCGGCGGAGAUUCCAUGCAGUUUAAGCGCUUUGUGCCUGCCAGCGCCUCGUCGGCGUCGAAGAUCAUGCAGGCCAAUAUUUACACCAACAUACCGGAGACAUUGACACCACAGCAUGAGGUGAUCAAACUGAGAGCCAAUGGACGCACUAGAACACCUUCCCUGCUGGAUGAAACGCUGCACGAGCUGGACGACGACGAAGAGGAUGAGGAGGAGGAGGAGCAUGGUCAGACGCCGGCGACGAUGGAGGAACCGGAGCAUGAACUGGAGGAGGAAGACGCCAGUUCACUUGACGAACAUGCUCCAUUGUAUGCCAAUACUCUGCCACCAGCUAGCGGGAUGAGCAGCCUGUUUCGAAAUCGAGGAUCAUCCCAUCAACCCAUGAGUUCCACGCCCGUCAAACAGCCCAGCUUGGAGGCCAUGAAUAGUUUGGGCUUGCCGGAAGUCAGCCUUGAAGAGCCGCUGCUGCAGAAGCAUGAGAUAUACGUGUCCAACUCGCUGCAGGUUACCACCAGUAAUAGCAUUCAGUUGGACGAUGACUUUCCCAGUGUCCUUAUCCGCUUCAGUCAGCAGCAGCAGUCCAAGUCGCUGAAUAAUAUCAGUGAGAUGCUGGCUGGUGGUGGCGGCGGUGGUGGGAACGCGCCCGGAUUGGAUAGCCUUGGUGACCAGCAAGAGUCCAGCCAGUUGUCCGUCAACGAGGGCAGCACCCUGGAGGAGCAGCAGUUGCGCCAGAUUUACUCCUGCUCCAGCAGCAAUCUCAGUCAGCUGAAGGGGCAUCAUCCGACGGCUACGGUGGAUACGGAGGACGAUGGUCGCCUGCUUUCCGGCAGUCCGACGAACGAGAGCGAUCUGAACUACCAAAACUCGGAGAUAAGCAUCCGAAGCCAUGGACUGUAUGCUCCCCAGGCGGACAACGAUCUAAAUCUAACACUAACCGAUGAUUUCCGCUGCUAUCAAUCCUCGAAUGCCAGCGAUGCAGAUGUGGAUGUGCUGAACGAGUUCGACGAUGAGUUCGUGGCCGCCACGGGUGGCGAGAGGGUGGUAGGUGAUGCCGAGCAGGAUCCCCAUCACGAUCAUGACCAGGACACCUCCAUUGACGAGCUGUACGAGGCCAUCAAAUGCCGCAGUCCGUUGAGAAACAAGCAGGAGGCCGUCGAGCGCUUCGAAAGAGAAAGAGAGCGCGAUCGCGAGAAGGAGAUGGAGAUGGAAGCGAAGCCACUGAGCAAUUCCCACAACGAAAAUCUCAACGAGACGAUAGAGGAUGACAGCAGCCAGAGCAGCGUGAUCUCGUACAUCGAUCCCAGGGCGGCCAACGAGCCACGCCCCUUUCCCAGCUAGCUCGGCUCACUCAGCCCAACCCUAGUUAGUUGUAUAUAGAUUAUAGAUAUAUAUAUAUAUAGAUAUACACAAGAUGUAUAACCUUACCAUCCCGCAACAACCCCGCUUGGCCGGCAAUCCAAAAGAUUAAACGUGCCAGUCCCAAAGUAUUUUAGUACCAAGAUGUGUACCCAACCCACUGACCCUCGCCAAUAUGCAUAUGUAUGUAUAUAUAUAUAUAUAUGUAUAUAUAUGGGCAGUGGGCUUAUAUCUUAAGUUUCGCCCACUUAAAACCUAGCCAGCUAACUGAACUUGUAAUUAUAGUAAGGACUCCCUAUUUAUUAUGACUAGUAUUACUCCACAAAAGAUCAACAAAUCUCACACUCACCGGAGAAAACUUCAUCCAACCAGAUGGUCAAUCGAUCAUUUAUAUCCACAAUGUCAUAGAAAUCACCACACAAAUCUCCACCCAAAAGUCCUACACUCAUUUGAUAAGUUUUAAAUACUGAUAAAGCAAAAUGCAUUUAAAUGUAGGCUAAGUUUAUAUUUAGUUAUAAAUAAAUGAAAUGUUCACUU